AAGCAUUCGCGGCCAAAUCACAUAUUCGGGAAGACUCGACCGCUUCGCUUUUAGCCACCAUCCGAAAAACCGCGCGUGGGGAAAAACAACACACGACUGCGAACACGACGUUAUGUUUUUAAAAUAUCAGCUUCAUAAAAUCUAUCUAGUUGGUGGUAUUCUCAUUGCAAACAACGAGAGAAUUCAUAAUGGCACGGAGUCGGGUGCAUAAGCGCAAAAAAGCGCAAAAAGCGCAAAAGGCCAGCACGUUGGGGUCGGUUUGGGACCUCGUCUGUCUCUUUAAACGCCGCGCUGCAGAAGGAGGCGCGUCGCCGCGCGCUCUGUCCAUUUGGAGAAUUCAGUCGCACAGAGCGGAGCGAGGAGCUGCGCUCGAGCCAUCGCAGCCAUGGCAACUACAGACGCCGAAACCCGCCAGAGGCUGCUGCGGAGCGUGAAGAAAGAGGUCAAGCAAAUCAUGGAGGAAGCAGUCACACGGAAGUUUGUUCAUGAAGACAGCAGCCAUAUUGUCUCCUUCUGCGCUGCUGUGGAGGCCUGUGUGUUGCAUGGCUUGAAGCGCAGGGCGGCUGGGUUCCUGCGCAGUAACAAGGUGGCGGCUCUCUUCACCAAAGUGGGGAAGAGUUUCCCGCCAGCCGAGGCGCUGUGCCGCAAAGCCCAGGAGCUAGAGCAGCUCCUCGACAGCAAGAGGAGUCAGACUAUGUCUUGCGACAGCUCGCGUAAACUGCCCCGGCUCUCUGGCCCCUCCCCCCAGGCCGUGCGACAUCUGUGGAUCCGGACGGCUCUCAUAGAGAAAGUGCUCGACAAGAUCGUCCAGUACCUGGUUGAGAACAGCAGUAAGUUCUAUGAGAAGGACGCUGUGCUAAUGGAUCCGGUGGACGGUCCCAUCUUGGCCUCGCUGUUAGUGGGUCCGUGCGCGCUGGAGUACACCAAGAUGAAGACAGCGGAUCAUUUUUGGACAGAUCCGUCUGCCGACGAGCUGGUGCAGCGCCACCGGAUCCACAGCGCCCACUACAGGCAGGACUCACCCACCAAGAGGCCCGCGCUGUGUAUCCAGAAGAGACACUCCAGCAGCAGUAUGGAUGAGCGUCCAUCUCUGUCUCCCUCGGCGAGGGACUACGUGGAGUCUCUGCACCAGAACUCCAGAGCAACGUUGCUCUUUGGCAAAAACAAUGUCCUUGUACAACCGAAGGACGACAUGGAAGCCAUCCCAGGGUACCUCUCUCUGCACCAGACCGCCGAGGUCAUGACACUGAAGUGGACGCCCAAUCAGCUGAUGAACGGCUCCGUGGGGGACCUCGACUACGAGAGGAGUGUGUACUGGGAUUACGCCAUGACGAUAUACCUGGAGGAGAUUGUGUAUUUGCACUGUCAUCAGCAGGUGGACAGCGGUGGGACCGUGGUUCUGGUCAGUCAGGAUGGCAUCCAGAGGCCCCCGCUGCGGUUCCCGCGUGGUGGUCACCUCCUGCAGUUCCUAUCCUGCUUAGAGAAUGGCCUGCUGCCUCACGGUCAGCUGGACCCACCCCUGUGGUCUCAGAGGGGAAAGGGCAAAGUGUUUCCCAGGCUGAAGAGAAGGGUGGCACAGGGGUCCUCAGACUCCGCUUCCGACAAGGAGGAGGACGAGGCGGCCGACUACGUCUUCCGGAUAACGUUCCCCAACAGCCAGGCCGAGUUUGCCACCCCAGAGCUGAUGGAGCAGGGCCCAGACCUGUGGCAGCCACUCCCGGGGAAGCCCUCCUGCUCCCAGUGCAGCUUCUCCAGAGCACUCCCUACAGGCUGUCCCCAUGAGAGAGCUCCUCUCAAACUGCUCUGUGACAACAUGAAGAACCAGAUCAUCUCCCGCGCCUUCUACGGCUGGCUGGCGUACUGCCGUCACCUGUCCACUGUGCGCACCCACCUGUCCGCCCUGGUCAACCACACCAUCGUGGAGCCUGACGUCCCCUUGGACGCGUCCGGGGGCCUUACUGAGGAAGUGUGGUACAGACUACUGCAGAACUGCAGUGAGAGCGAUGAGCAUGAGCUGCUGCGGCUGGUGUAUUUCGGAGGCGUGGCCCCGUCUCUGCGCAAGCACGUCUGGCCCUUCCUGUUGGGCCACUACUGCUUUGGAAUGACAGAGGCAGAGAGGAAAGAGGUGGAUGAGCAGGUGCAUGCGCGCUACAAGCAGACGAUGAGCGAGUGGCAGGGUUGCCAGGCGCUCGUGCGCCAUCGGGAGAGGGAGCAGCACUCCGCCGCCCUGGCCAAGUGCUCGUCGGCAGGCAGCGGGGACAGUGGCGGGCGGAGGACACUGCACCGCGACUCCACCAUCAGCAAUGAGUCUUCUCAGAGCUGUAGCUCCGACCGGCAGAGAGACACUCGUCUGCAGAGUGACUCCAGCAGCAGCACACAGGUGUUCGAGUCCGUGGAGGAGGUGGAGCAGAUAGAGGCAGAGGCCAAGCACGCGGCGGAGGUCUGCAGCGGCGCCUCACCUGACUCGGGUCACCCCUCCUCCCGAAACUUCUCCGCGGCAUCAUGCCUCUCAGACUCGCUCGGCGCGGAGGACAGCGGGCUGGGCGGAGGGAGCGGCGGAGCGGCGGGGGCCGGCCGCGCGACGGACGGUGACGGAGCGGAGGAAGGGUUGGAGAGGGCCGAGGGGGGUGCAGCAGGGCAGAGGGGCUCGGACGAGGAAGGGGGGAGCGGACCGGCAGCCGGCUCGUCUGCGAGCGUCAUUCCGGAAAUGGAGGCGAAAGCGCAGGCACCCGCCGGAGCUGGUGGGAGCAACGGAGAGGGGCAGGGGAGAGGGGAUUCAAGGGGAGCUGAGCAGGAGGAGAGGGAGGAGAAGGAGGGCAUAUUAGCAGCCAGAAGAGGAAGAACACAGACAGGGCGUGUCGUUACUGACGAGACAAAGGGACGUACAGACCAGGAGCUGACGGGGGUAACAGGGGCUGACGCGUCACUGUCUUCAGAAGUGCAGGGAGCCCAGAAAAUAUCCAAAACAGAGACUCAGAGCGACCCGAGGCCAGAGGUGGAGAAAGCUGGAGGGGCGGGACAAGAGGCGGAGCCUGAGAGUCAAAGCCCCGCCUGGGCCAAAGGGAAGCCUAAGGAGGCAUGUGCGGGACGGCCGGAGGGGCGCGGGACGGCCGUACGGGAGACUGUGGUACCCGUCGUGUUCGAGGCCUCCUGCACACGCAAGAUGAGUGACGCGCGACCCGCCCCGCCCACCACCGACUCAGAUGAAUCGCCCUCAGCCAUCGAGAUGGAGGACAUCCCCAUGGCCUGGAGCCCGGCCCCCACGCUUGGCCCCCAGCACGGGGAGGCCUCCCGAGACCCUAGCCUGACGAAGGUGCCCGAGAUGGAGAGCCUCUACCCCGAGUUCGGCGCCCUGUCCAUGGCCGGAGAGAAGAGCGGCGCCAUAGCAACCACAUACUCGGCAGAGCUGUUGGACCUGUACACCCUCAACCUGCACCGCAUCGACAAGGACGUGCAGAGGUGUGACAGGAACUACUGGUACUUCACACCGGCCAACCUGGAAAAACUCCGCAACGUGAUGUGCAGCUAUGUCUGGCAUCACCUGGAGGUCGGCUAUGUGCAGGGUAUGUGCGACCUGCUGGCCCCUCUCCUGGUCAUACUGGACGACGAGCCGCUGGCGUUCAGCUGUUUUACCGAGCUGAUGAAGAGGAUGAACCAGAACUUUCCCCAUGGCGGCGUGAUGGACACGCACUUCGCCAACAUGAGGUCGCUCAUCCAGAUCCUGGACUCAGAACUCUUUGAGCUGAUGCACCAAAACGGAGACUACACCCAUUUCUACUUCUGCUAUCGCUGGUUUCUCCUGGACUUCAAACGAGAGCUGGUGUACGACGACGUGUUCGCUGUGUGGGAGACCAUCUGGGCGGCCAAGCACGCCUCCUCCAGCCACUUCGUGCUCUUCAUCGCCCUGGCGCUGGUUGAGAUCUACAGGGACAUCAUCUUGGAGAACAACAUGGACUUCACCGACAUCAUCAAAUUCUUCAAUGAGAUGGCAGAGCACCACGAUGUGAAGCAGCUGCUGGCACUGGCUCGAGACCUGGUGUGCAAGGUGCAGAGGCUCAUCGAAAACAAGUAGGCGGAGUCACAAGUCAAGUCCUGCCCUCCCCGCCAUCACCAUGCCAACGCUUCCCUUCGACCUUAGCAGGAUGCAGCCUGACGUUUGGUGUGCUAAAAGCUUACUGCAUGAAGCCAAGUGCCCGCUAACCUACCCUAAACUAGUCAGAGUCGUUACACUGUAAAAUCAGGCUAAACUGAGUUUAAAAUAGUACUUUUAGAUCACACAUGCUGCUAUUAUAUUUUUGAUUCAUAUUUUGGUAUGGAUUGAAGCCUAGUUUAAGAGACGGAGGUAAAUAUUACUUAGUUUGCUAAAGACUUCAACCAAGGUGCAAUUUGUUAUCAGGCUAGACUGUGACACCUCUAUUAGGGCCUGACUGCUGUGCGAUGUGAUCCACGUUCCCGGGUGAAGCCGUCAGCCAUGUGUUUAGCCGUAGCAGCCGGGGGCUUCGCCUUGUUUAGCCCGGCCUCUUCCACAGCCAUGCUUCUCUGACCCUAACCCUAGGUUUCGUUGUCUUCUGACGCCAUAUUCAUCGGUGAAUCUGGGCUAGCACGCAGCUACACCGGAGCAUCCUGUGGCAAAAGGAUUGCUUUGGCUUCAACUUUCGCUUGCUUUGUGUUACAGAAGUGUAUCAUUCUUUGCAACUCUGUUUUGGUAGUGUGGUCACCAAAUCAGUAUCUUUUGUUCACCAAGUCCAAGUUAUUGCCUUUUCAUUUAUUUAUUUGUUUGUGUACUACUCAAUAUUUCUCCAAAUUCCUUUUAUCGAAUACAACACAAAAGUUAUUCAGUUAGUUUUUCAAUGCUUUAGUAUCUUCCACUGCCGGAACAUGGCUUCCUCUGUGUGUGUGUGUGUGUGUGUGUGUGUGUGUGUGUUACUGCAGUCCUGACUUUACUGUGACUGUUAGAACCAAACAAAAAAAGCUUAUUUACAUAUAAUCAAAAUAUAUAUUUAUUAUACAUAGAGAUAAAUCUAUUAUGAACCGUGACAUUAGCGGUUAUGUUUUUCUGAAUGACAAUAAGAGGAAUAUAUUUAGCAGUGCUCUUAUUUUAUUUUUGCACAACUGAGUUGUUUCCUGUCUACAGUGUGGCCUUAACUGUGUUGCUUGGGUGGUUUCUUGUGGCCUAUGUUGUUCUCUGGUGCUGUCAAAGUCUCGUCUAGCUUUUCAGUCCAGAGGGCCACAGUUCCUCAGCCUUUCCAGGACUACAGGACCAGAAGUCCAAACAGGUUUCAGUCAGAUUUCUUCAAAUCACUGCAAAGGAAUGAACCUUUGGGCGUUAACUCCACCUAAUAAAUUCACCAAAAUCAAAUGACGCCUGAUGAAAUUUUUAUCUUUUAAAAACACUGAAUACAGGCAAUGGAUGGCUGAAGCACUGCUGGGUCGGAUCUCUGUGAAGGAGUUUAGUAAAGAUUUCUCUACAUGUUACACACUUAAAUAGAUCUGAAUUUAACUGAACUGAAUUGAUCUGAAUUCAAUACACAAGUCAAAAAUUUGUGUGUGUAUGAACACCCGAGCCUGGUGAAUAGCAGUGUGGAGAUGUUUUAUGCAUGUCCAAUGACUUUUCUUUUUAAACCACAGUGAUUACUGUAAUCAAUUAGAUGUGCAGCGCUUUAUCAAUGGUCUUAAGUUGUCUCGCAUUAGAUAUUGUUCCUUUAUUUGUAAAAGCAACCUGCACUGUAUUAAGAAAGAAUUAAUUAAUUGUAAAACUUUUAAUUAAUUUAUUUAUUUAUAUCUGGCUGUGUUCAUUUUGUCUGUUUUUGUAUGUUAAACUAAAACUUGUUAUAUCGUGGUUUAUUACUAUUAAAUGGUACACGUGCUGAAAAAAAAUGGAAUUA
This is a messenger RNA of Electrophorus electricus (electric eel), 5885 nucleotides long. RefSeq names its product small G protein signaling modulator 1a (gene sgsm1a). Gene Ontology annotation, molecular function: GTPase activator activity. The record is from RefSeq and is a predicted model, not a curated record. NCBI's taxonomy places the organism in Eukaryota, Metazoa, Chordata, Actinopteri, Gymnotiformes, Gymnotidae. Gene Ontology annotation, biological process: activation of GTPase activity.